Elephantulus edwardii (Cape elephant shrew) is the source of this 1345-nucleotide messenger RNA. RefSeq names its product acid phosphatase 6, lysophosphatidic (gene ACP6). NCBI's taxonomy places the organism in Eukaryota, Metazoa, Chordata, Mammalia, Macroscelidea, Macroscelididae. Gene Ontology annotation, molecular function: phosphatase activity. The coding region runs from base 1 to 1287 and encodes 428 amino acids. The transcript has 10 exons. Gene Ontology annotation, biological process: dephosphorylation. The record is from RefSeq and is a predicted model, not a curated record.
AUGAUUGCCGGUGUCUUCGGCAGGCGCAUGUGGGCCCCGGUGGGUGUACUGGCCUCAAUGGCGUACUGUCUCCAUCAGCGGAGGGCGGCCCUGGCUGAACUGCAGGAGUCUGAAGGACGGCAUCCGGUCGACCACAGGCUGCUUGAAUUGAAAAUGGUGCAGGUCGUGUUCCGCCACGGGGCUCGAACUCCGCUCAAGCCGCUCCCGCAGGAGGAGCAGGUAGAGUGGAACCCCCAGCUAUUAGAAGUGCCUCCCCAAACUCAAUUUGACUACACAGUCACCAAUCUGACUGGUGGCCCGAAACCACAUUCUCCUUUUGACUCUCAGUAUCAUGAGACCACCCUGAAGGGUGGCAUAUUUGCGGGGCAGUUGACCAAGGUGGGCAUGCAGCAGAUGUUUGCCCUGGGAGAGAGGUUGAGGAAGAACUACGUGGAGGACAUCCCUUUUCUUUCACCAACCUUCAACCCAGUGGAGGUCUCUGUCCGUUCCACUAACAUAUAUCGGAAUCUGGAAUCCACCCGCUGUUUGCUGGCUGGACUUUUCCAACGUCAGAAAAAAGGGCCCAUCAUCAUCCACACUGAUGAAGCAAGCUCUGAAGUCUUGUACCCCAACUACCAAAACUGCUGGAGCCUAAGGCAAAAAACCAGAGGCCGUAAAGAAGCUGCAUCUUUACAGCCAGGAAUCUCAGAGGACUUGAAAAAGGUGAAGGAAGGGAUGGGCAUCAGCGGUAGCGAUUGGGUGGACUUCCUCAUCCUCCUGGACAAUGUGGCUGCUGAGCAGGUGCACAACCUCCCAAGCUGCCCCGCACUGAAGAGAUUUGCACAGAUGAUAGAGCAGAGAGCUGUGGACAUGGCCUCAUACAUCUUUCAAAAAGAAGACAGGGAAAGCAUUCAGUUGGCAGUAGGCCCUUUCCUCCACAUCCUGGAGAACAACCUGUUGAAAGCCAUUGACCCUUCCACACCACCCAGCAAUAUCAGAAAGCUGUACCUCUAUGCAGCUCAUGAUGUGACCCUCAUUCCUCUCUUAAUGGCUCUGGGGAUCUUUGACCACAAAUGGCCCCCUUUUGCUGCUGAUCUUACCAUGGAACUCUACCAGCACCAGGAAUCUAAGGACUGGUUUGUGCAGCUCUAUUACCAUGGGGAGGAGCAGGUGCCGAAAGGAUGCCCUGAAGGACUCUGCCCGCUGGACAAGUUCCUGAACGCCUUGUCAGCUUACACCUUAAGCCCAGAAAAAUACCACAGACUCUGCUCCCAAACACAAGGGAUGGAGCUGGGGAGCAGAGGGUGACUGAUUUUUAAAAAUAGGAUUUGUUAAUUUUUAAAAUAAAAUGCCUCUUCACAAUGCC